This is a messenger RNA of Prorocentrum cordatum, 1296 nucleotides long. NCBI's taxonomy places the organism in Eukaryota, Dinophyceae, Prorocentrales, Prorocentraceae. The record is from the annotation of a GenBank genome assembly.
UUCCACGCCAUCAAGUCUUGACCGAGGGCGCACCAUGCGAGGUGGUGGCUUGCGAGUCUGAGGUAUUAGGUAUUAGGCAGCGGCGCGUUUGUGCGCGCUAGCUGCUAGCACGCCCGGCCGGCGACGGCCGAGGCCAGGCGGAGGAUGAUCCUGGGUAUCCGCCGACCCAGCUUGCCCGAGGUGCCAAUGAACUCCCGACUGCGAUCGGCAACGCCAGCUUCGUGGGGGCACGGCGGGCCUGGCGGUCAAGGAGCGUGCUGUACAGGACUCGCCGUCGCCACCGCAUGACGGUCGAUGUCACGCUUCCGAGCUGCCGCGCACAUGCUAUGGCAAGCCGCAGAAAUCUGGAGCGGCUGCAGAGUCGAAAGCCAACGAUUGUCUCAAUUGGGGUGUAAAAAAAAACACCUUGGCUACAUGCUGAGUGAAGGGUGAGGAGGCGAAUCAGCGCAUCGGAGUCUGUAAAUUCUGAGCGCAGAGACAGGCAGCAGAGACCCUCCACUGCAGAAAUGGGAGUCCGAGGCCUUGCGCUGCGGGGACCUCGGGCUUCAAAACUUGACUGGGGCACCGCAGCGGACUGCGUGCUCCGCUGCAUGCUCUGGAAAUCCGGCGUGCCAAAGUGAACGUGCAUGCUUCCCCCUUGCGCUUCCCACGUGCUCCUCUUCACGUCAUCUUCUCUUUCACACCUGGUUGGCUGCGCAGGUGGUUAGGCGGCGCGCAAGUUCACUGCUGAAUGCUCGACGCCAUGAUGUGCCUAAGCUUGACCGAUUCUGCAGCCAGGCUUUCCGGAACGGAGGCGCUGCCAGCCAGAGGGCCGAGUGCAUGGUGGAACGUGCGCCGAGUCAGCGGCAGGUUGACUCUGCGGCCACGACAGCGCCACACGGUCGGACCUGGGACAGAAGAACAUCCCUUCAAGAACAGAGAACCCUCCGCUGGACAAGCCGAAGAAUCUUCGAGAGUACCCUUUCUCCCAGGAUACACAGGAACGUGCAACGAGGCACCCUCCCCAAGCCGACCUCGGUCUUCUACCUCGGUCCGACUGUAAUCACCACGUGAGCGCCGGCAGCCGCAAGCGAGAGAAGUCCGCCGGCACCGCGCGGGCACCAGUGCCCUCGCCUCCAGGAGGAGGAGGAGGAGGAGGAGGAGGGAGACGAGGGGGGAGAGAGGGGGGGAAGCGUCGUGCCGGUCCGCCCGCCGGCCGAGGCAUCGGGGUGCGCCGCCCUCGGCGCCCCCUCGGGACCUCAGGAUGCGCCGGGUGCCCCACGGCAGUGAGGCUGGCGAGGAGGAGCAAUCCAAUCC